AAAUAUGUGUGAGAAAACGCGCUUCUGCUAACUGGGUUCCACUAUAACCAGCACUCCACAGAGGAACUGGGUUCAUUUCUGGUGGACGAAAGGAUCUAACGAUGGCUUUAGAAGUUAGAAAGUUACUCGUCCUUGGAUUUUGUUCGUGUUUGUUUGUCGGUGGGGGGGUAUCUGGUGGUUUGGAGCCCUUGGUGGUACCCGGUCGAGUGCCCAGUGUGCACUUGUCUCAGGAGGAGAUCCGGAGACUACGCUUCAAACCCACUGUGGGCACCAUCCGGCGUUCAGAAGGGUCUGAGGUCAUGUUCAACUGCUCAAUUGACCUCACUGACAUGGGACAGGACUUGAGUAUCCUAUGGUUAAAAGAUGGCAAAGAGAUAUUUGAUGGCACACAGACCGCUGUAUACAGUCAUGGAACAGUAAUUCUGAUGUCCACUAUCAGGAUUUUUAACAUCCAGCGCACUCACUCUGGUGAGUAUCAUUGCAGACUGAGCGUCAGUAAUAAAGUAAUCGAGUCAAAUCCCAUCAUUAUUGAGGUUGAUGGUUUACCAACCUUUACUAAACAGCCAAGUGAUGUAAAUGUAACAAGGAACAGCUCUUUCACAUUAACCUGUGAAGCUGUGGGUCCACCGAACCCUGUCACAAUUAUGUGGCUUCUCAAAGGCCAGAAGUUAAACCAAACCAGUCCCUCUCCAAGCACCAUAACUAUCCAAGGUGUGGACUCGCCCACUCGGUACAGCUGUGAAGCUCACAAUGACAGAGGAGUCACGGUUUCCAGAGAGGCUCGUGUCAACAUAAAAGACUUUCCAGCCAAAGUCUCCACAAUUUCUGUGGUCAAACGUGAAGCAAACAAGCUCAACUUAAGCUGGAUUCCUGGACAUGAUGGCUUUUCCCCACUCAAUAUCUGCCAUAUCACAGUGAGAGAGCUGGGUAGAGAGUUGGGCAGCCCGACUACAGUGCAUAGUGUGUCAGUCCCUCCAUUUUAUUAUGAGAUCACUGACCUGAAAGCCAUGACCUGGUAUAACAUGAGUGUGUCCUGCACAAAUGAGAUUGGCCCCUCGCCACCCAGCUUCUGGGUCCAGAGCAACACUACAGAAGGAGUCCCUUCAGUGGCCCCUCAGAAUGUGACUGUUCGUGUAAACGAGUCCAUGCUGCUGGUACGAUGGGAAGCUCCUCCUCCUGACAAGAUAAACGGGAUCCUACAAGGGUAUGAUGUCCUCGUUAAUGAUGGGAAAGAUGUCAGUAAGAUUCGCAGUAUUUCCACAGAGGCAACAAUGGCUUUGCAGGAGUUUAACACUACAUAUACUGUGGAAGUGAUGGCUUGCACACAGGCUGGCUGUGGAGUUAGAAGCUCACUUUACCAGUUUUUUGUCCCAGAGAUUGAUAUGCCGUCCCCAUCUUCUAGUCCAAACACUCAUGGUUCAGACUCCGUGUACAUUGUGUUGGGAGUGGCUUGUGGCAUAUGUCUUGUGAUAAUUAUCACGUUUGUAGUUAUAUGCCUGCGUAACCGGAUAUUAGAAACUCGUCUCGGGAAGUUGCUUGGAAUUGGAGAGAGGCUUUCACCCAUCGUCGAGUAUGUACCUCAGAGGUCCUAUAAUCGAUCGGCAAUUGAAAUGACACUCAGAAACUUGGGUGUCCGUGAAGAACUUCAGACCAAACUUCAGGAUGUAAUGAUUUUAAGAAAUCUGCUUGCCAUCGGAAAAGUUCUUGGCGAAGGGGAGUUUGGUUCCGUAAUGGAGGGCCACUUAAAGUGGCCUGAUGGUACAAGUGAAAAAGUCGCUGUGAAGACAAUGAAAUUGGAUAAUUUCUCUCAAAAAGAGAUAGAAGAGUUUCUGAAUGAGGCUGCCUGCAUGAAGGACUUUAACCACCCAAAUGUAAUUCGGCUGCUCGGUGUGUGUUUAGAUGUGGGUUCAGGCCACUUCCCCAGGCCAAUGGUCAUCCUCCCCUUCAUGAGGUAUGGAGACCUGCAUAGCUUUCUUCUUCGUUCCCGGCUCGGAGACAGUCCAUUGUAUCUCCCAGCACAGACUCUUCUGAGGUUUAUGAUUGACAUUGCUUCAGGAAUGGAAUACCUCAGCAGCAGAAAUUUCCUACAUAGAGACCUUGCAGCACGUAAUUGCAUGUUACGAGAUGACAUGACUGUGUGUGUGGCAGACUUUGGCCUCUCAAAGAAGAUUUACAGUGGAGAUUAUUACAGACAGGGCAGGAUAGCCAAGAUGCCCGUGAAGUGGAUUGCUGUGGAGAGCCUGGCAGAUCGAGUGUUCACUGUGAAAAGUGAUGUGUGGGCUUUUGGUGUAACCAUGUGGGAGAUAGCUACUCGAGGCAUGACGCCAUACCCUGGUGUCCAGAACCAUGAGAUUUAUGACUACCUCUUGGAAGGCCACAGGUUGAAGCAGCCAAAUGACUGCUUGGAUGAGCUGUAUAGCAUCAUGUUAAGCUGCUGGCAUGCCGACCCUGUGGACCGGCCUGAUUUUACGAAGGUGAAGGAGAUGCUGGAAAAGCUAACAGAGAAACUUUCUGACAGGAGGAACAUCAUUUACAUCAACACCACUGUGUCCGAGGAUGAAGAGGAGGAACAGCUGGCAGAAGUGCCAAUGGAGAGUCCUGUCCUCACUUCAUCACCGUCCUGCAGCCGCCAGACCAUGGACACGUCCACAGUAACUGUGGACGUCCACGAGAGCUCAGGAGCAGAUGAGGAUGACCGUUAUGUUAUUGUUGUCCCUUCGGAGGACACUGGUGCAGUGGGACAGAGCACCACUGUGGACACUCCACUUUUAGCUGUGGAGAAUUUGCAGCAGGACUCUGUUGACUCCUCUGGGGAUGUAACAGAACUACAUCAAGUCUCUAAUGAUAUGACACAUUUACUGUAAUAUAUAUGGCCAAUUUGGUUAAAUUCAUGUACAUUUUUUUUCAGUAGACUUUGUCGCAAAGCUGCCUUACAGAAAUCUGCCUCAAUCAAGCUGAAGUACACAGAAAACAACCUUCCAGCCAGUGUAAGGAAGGCUUUUUAUGAAUACUCAAAAAGGUGACUUCAUCUUUCUCUAUUUCAGCAUAAAAUAGGUACAUCAGCCAGAUAUUCAAGGGUUUGAAGGAUUCACUGCAAGUUCAGACUUAAAAAUAAUGUAGUUUUCUCAAGUGUCCUUUCAGCAGAACCUGUGUACAUAAUAUUAAAUAUGAAUAUUCCUGCAGUUGGAAAUAUGAUGUCUAGAGGUUUUAAAAUAUGUAUUGUUCUGUGUAACAGGUGUUUCUGAUAAUUGCAAAUAUUCAAGCUCAAAAAGAAUGCAGUAGUUUUUUUUUUUUAAGUGUCCUUUUAGCAGAACAUAUGUACAUAGAUUUGUAUAUUCCUGCAGUUGGAAAUAUGUACAUGAAAAG
This is a messenger RNA of Neoarius graeffei (lesser salmon catfish), 3366 nucleotides long. It is a transcript of the gene mertka, whose product is annotated as c-mer proto-oncogene tyrosine kinase a. The record is from RefSeq and is a predicted model, not a curated record. Gene Ontology annotation, cellular component: signaling receptor complex. Bases 102 to 2864 code for a protein of 920 amino acids. Gene Ontology annotation, biological process: nervous system development; cell migration; phagocytosis. The transcript has 19 exons. Gene Ontology annotation, molecular function: transmembrane receptor protein tyrosine kinase activity; protein binding; ATP binding. Lineage: Eukaryota; Metazoa; Chordata; Actinopteri; Siluriformes; Ariidae.